Messenger RNA from Podarcis muralis (Common wall lizard), 4714 nucleotides. RefSeq names its product fibroblast growth factor receptor substrate 2 (gene FRS2). Gene Ontology annotation, biological process: fibroblast growth factor receptor signaling pathway. The record is from RefSeq and is a predicted model, not a curated record. Lineage: Eukaryota; Metazoa; Chordata; Lepidosauria; Squamata; Lacertidae. Gene Ontology annotation, cellular component: cell-cell junction; cytoplasm. Gene Ontology annotation, molecular function: fibroblast growth factor receptor binding; transmembrane receptor protein tyrosine kinase adaptor activity.
AUAAGAAAAGCAAGUAAGAAUGAUUUGAGUUGGAUAUGGCAUGGUUGCCAGAAUGGAAGGAGAGGAUCUCCCUGAUGUACAGCCAGAUUUAGGAACAGGAGACAAGAAAAAACAGGUCGUAACUCAUUUAUGUGGAAGGGCGACAUGAUGUUUUGAAGUAUGACAGAAGUACUGAUGCUGUACCAGAGGCUAGAAAUAUUAAUGGCCAAAUCUAGCAAUCACAUGGUCUUCUAAAGAAGUCAUGGGUAGCUGUUGUAGCUGUCCAGAUAAAGAAGCAGUCCCUGAUAACCAUCGAAACAAAUUCAAGGUUAUUAAUGUGGAUGAUGACGGUAAUGAGUUGGGUUCUGGUAUAAUGGAACUUACAGACACAGAACUAAUCUUGUAUACCCGUAAACGGGAUUCUGUCAAAUGGCAUUACCUCUGUCUGCGCCGUUAUGGCUACGAUUCCAAUCUCUUCUCAUUUGAAAGUGGUCGACGAUGCCAAACUGGACCAGGAAUAUUUGCCUUCAAGUGUGCUCGUGCUGAAGAAUUAUUUAAUAUGUUGCAAGAGAUCAUGCAGAAUAAUAGUAUAAAUGUGGUUGAGGAGCCUGUAGUAGAAAGGAAUCCACAUCAAACAGAGAUGGACGUUCCAAGAACACCCCGCACACCUACCACACCUGGGUUGAGUGGGCAGAGUCUACCCAACGGGUAUCCAAGGUAUCCUUCCUAUGGAGAUGCUUCAUCACAUCCCUCCAGCAGACACCCUUCCGUAGGGAGUGCCCGUCUUCCUUCAGUAGGCGAAGAGUCAACACAUCCCUUGCUUGUAGCAGAGGAGCAAGUCCAUACAUAUGUGAAUACAACAGGUGUACAGGAGGAAAGAAAAAACAGGCCAAGUGUGCGUACACCUCUGGAGCGAAGGGUUUCUAAUGCAGAAACAAGCAAGGCAAGGGAAGAUGAAACUUGUCCAGAUGACAGAGAUGCCCAGGUUGUACUGGAACCUGAAGGAGUCAAAUUUGUUUUGGGUCCAACGCCUGUCCAGAGGCAGUUAAUGGAAAAAGAAAAAACUGAAUCCAGUGGGAACAGUACUCAAGGUGGUGGAAACAGUACUGAAACUAGUGCCAACAGUACUCAAGCUAGCGCAAGUAGUAACAAUGAAUGGGACACUGGGUACGACAGUGACGAACGCAAAGAAGUUUCCUCUGGUAACAAAAUAGCGUAUGAAAAUGUAAAUAGGUUGUCUAUCCCUGGUGCCCCAGGACUCAGGAGAGGUCGUCUGAUAUCAUCCAGUACCUCUGAUACCCAGAAUAUCAACAAUUCCGCUCAGAGGAGAACUGCAUUGCUAAAUUAUGAAAACCUGCCAUCUUUGCCUCCAGUUUGGGAAGCCCACAAGCUAAGUAAAGAGGAGGAUGACAGUUUAGGACCAAAGACACCGUCUCUGAAUGGCUAUCACAAUAAUUUAGACCCCAUGCAUAAUUAUGUCAAUACAGAGAAUGUGACGGUGCCAUCAAGUGCUCACAAAGUGGAAUAUGCAAGACGCCGGGACUGUACCCCAACGGUCUUUAACUUUGAUAUUAGGCGACCAAGUUCAGAACACAGGCAGCUCAAUUAUAUACAGGUUGAUUUGGAAGGUGGCAGUGACUCUGACAACCCUCAGACUCCAAAAACUCCUACCACGCCACUUCCACAGACUCCAACCAGGCGCACAGAGCUGUAUGCUGUGAUAGACAUUGAAAGAACAGCUGCUAUGUCAAGCUUGCAGAAAGCACUGCCACGUGACGACGGUACUUCUAGAAAAACUAGACAUAAUAGUACUGACCUGCCUAUGUGAGCCUGGAAAGCAUUAGUUAAAUCAUUUGCACCUUUUUGAAGUUUUUUUUUUAAAUGAAUGCUCUGUUUUGAUUUUUAAAUGCUACACCACAUGUUAUAGAUCGAUAGAUUUUUUCUGAAUGCUUCAUGUCAUGUGCUUAUUUAAAGGGAAUUUAAGAUAGAAAGAGUAUUGAAUAACACUGUUUCAUUUUACAAUGGUAGUUAACAGCUUUCAGACAGUGUAGCCAUCUUCUUAUAGUGCCUAUUGCAUUGGCUGAAAGUUGGAUAACAUGCCAGUUCUGGCAGACUUGGCCAUGUGCCUAAAGUCACUGAAGGCAUUAUGACACUUUUUUAAAUGCCUCCUGAAACUUCGUAUUAACAAGCAGGUCAGUAUUUUCUCUCAUAGCGUAGGCCCGUAGAUUCACAUAUUCCAGUUGAAUUUAUGGCAUCAUGUGGCAUCAACGAGAGAGAUUCUGGUCAGUUUGGGUUGAGCCAUAACAGGGUACAAAUUCCUUUUAUCUAGCAUGUGUGGGCUUAAUGAUGGUCUGGCACAUAAAUCAGUGCUUAGUUGAUGGGAGAGGAUGACAGGCAGCUGUCAUCCUCUAAAGCCCUUGCAGUAGGAGCAGCUUGUGACGGUCCUGCACUGUGUAAGUCUAUUAAUAAAGUCAAUUACUAAAUUUGAAAUUUUAAUACUGAGUAGAGUGCCAUUACUUACGAGUGGCUGACUUGGGAGGGAUGAAAUCAGCAGUUUCAUAAAUAUGUUAGAGUAUCAUUUAGCACUUGGUUUCAGUCCUUGAAAUAAUGACCAGAUGCACUUUAAAACCACUGACCAUAAAUCCAGCAGGUAGUAAUUUUUUUAAAAUGCUGUUUUGUCACAGAUUCAUUUGCACUUCAGAAAGACACUGUGUUGCAGUUCAAGGUUUUGUUUUUUGCUUUUGCUUUGUCAAAUCAAAAGUAGCAGUGACUAAUCUGAAGAAAGUGUACCAUUUAGCAGGGAAGUAAGAUAAACUCACACUUUUGUGUGUGUAAAGGUGGCAUAAGGAAUAUGGUAUGGUACUGUAUUGAUAAAGAGCUAUAAAUUGUUUUUGGCCAGGAUGCAGUGGAUGGCAUUCCUGACUUUACUUACUGCUGGAGCCCUCUUUGUCCCAUUAUGCCCCCCACCCCACAAAGGGCUGCUCCCAGAAACUUAUUGAGAGCAACAUCCCAUGCAGCUGAAAGAAAAAAAACAGCAACCGUUCCAUGUAGAUGCAGAAUCACUAUCUGCUGCGGUUGCAUAGAGCUCUUUGGAUUCCAACUUAGAUUUGUUUCUUCAGACCAUCCUGAGAAAAGAGCUUCAGGAUUGACUUGCCACUGUCGCAUGUGAGAGGUCACACCCGGGUUCUCUUUACGUCAGUGUUCCCUUUCAUCACAGUCUGAAAUUGGCCUUGGCUUAGAUCCACUACAGACUUCCAAGUGGCAGCUUCAGGUUUUUCCUGUACAGUUGUACAGAUAUUUGUGAAGUAAUUCGCAAUUACAUUUAAUGUAUGGUCAGAUCUUUCCAUUCUGUAAAAUGUCUUUGCUCUUUCUUGCUUUUCAUUUUGCGUCGCCAUCUCUCCUGUACAGCCUUUAAGUUGCAUACUGUUAAUUCUGUACAUAGCUCUUGUUCAUUGUAUUUUAUAUGUUUCCUUUUGUUCAAUUUCCAUGUUGUUAUGGGAAAGCUUUUGGGGAGGCCCACGUAUAAUAUUGUCCCUUAUCAGAAAGGCCUUCUUUACUUGCACAAAUGGAAUGGUGCAUUAUAGAUGUUUAAGUACAAACAGUUCCCUGGCACCUUAGAGAGGGGUGUAUAGAGAUGUGAGCAUGUAUUGGCUUCUUCCAGAUAACAUUUGCAGGUCAAUGUAGCAGUCAGAAUGCUGGGCUUGAGUAUACCUAUGCUUUACCAAAACAAGCCGGUAAAGUGGUUGUACAAGUAAUAGUUUGCUUGAGUUGGAUAAGGGCCACAGCUCAGUGGUAGAACACAUGCUUUGCUUGCAGAAGGUGCCAGGUUCAAUCCCUAACAUUUCCAGAUAGGUCUUGUCUGAAACCCUGCAUAGCCACUCCAGUUUGUGCUGUCAGUGCUGAGCUAGAUGGACCAAUAAUGUGACUUUUGGUAUAAGGCAGCUUCCUAUGUUCCUGUCUGCAUCUGGGUUCUGUGAAACAGAGACCCCAGUCCUAAACAUCUGCAAUGGGGUAUCUGCCUAGGAUUCUAAGCAUGAAAUCCUUUCAGUGCUGCCAUAAUGUGCCUUUUGUGAUAUGGUUCUGUUAUUGACAUCAGUGUGUUGCCAGCAGAGCAAGUCUUUGAAUGGAGGAGCUACUGAAUAUGUAGAGAAUAUCUGGAAGUAAUAUCUCUGGAUAUAUAAAUGUAACCCGUUUUGUUUGCUAGUUUAACUAUCACUGAAUAUUCCCAGUAUAUCUGGCAUCUGCUGAUCUUCCCUGGUAAAUUUAUCCAGUCGUCCCUCGGUUUCACAGUAAAAGAAGCUUGCAAAGCAACAUCACAGCAACACAGAGUAGCUGAGCCUGCAAUUGCAAAGGAAAAAAUAGCUGUUAAAAACUGGUGUGAGACCAUGGAGAGAUCUAACAAUUUCAAGACAUUUUAAAGGAUCCUGGGGGCAGGGGUGGAAUUCUGGUGUGUUUUCCUCACCAGAAAAAGAAUUCCAGAAAUUAUGUAAAAAAUGGAAAUAUAUAUAUAUAUAUAAGCAUACUAUCUUAUCAAACAUAAACUUUCCUUCUUUAAAAACACAAAAUGUAGUAUGUUUUAGAACAUAUUGGUACUGUUUAGUUUAUUUAUGAAAUUUAAAGUUAUAAACAUCUUUAUUUUAUUUAAACAAUAAUUGCAAAUCUAUCCAGGGUUAGAGUGCAGCAGUUUAAAAUUCCAUGUCGAAGGUACCUUGCCAAUGUUCACUUGGAAAAAUAA